Molecule: messenger RNA, 1641 nt
Organism: Erythranthe guttata (spotted monkey flower)
Lineage: Eukaryota; Viridiplantae; Streptophyta; Magnoliopsida; Lamiales; Phrymaceae
Source: RefSeq, a predicted model, not a curated record
AUGACUACGCCUGUGGAGGUAAUCCGAAACUUGUCGGAGCAACUAGAUGAAGAAGCAACUCCUCCCCCAUUACAGGUCGUCGGAAAUGAGCCUCCAUCGAACAUACCGAGGGAGGAACCGACCCCUGGUGCUGAAAGUUCGCUCCUCGGAGAUGGUAGUUCCACCAUAACGCUCACCUUGGAAAAUCUGAAGUCUUUAAUCGCGGCGGCAGCAAGGGGGCCGUCGCCGCAGGGAAGAGCGGAGGACACGACCGCUAAAAGAAAAACGGCAGGUAGCGAGGAGGCCAGGCAGCAGACCGGCGAGCUCGAGGAUUUCCUUCCGGAUGAGGAUGAGGGGAUGGCGGGAACGCCAUUCACCGAAAGGCUGCAGCACGGAGAAUUGCCCGCUACUUUCAAGCAUGUCACAUACGAAUACACCGGGAUCACGGACCCCUGGGAGCACCUGUCAAGGUUUAUUACCUCUGCCUCCCUCCAUCGACUAACGGACGGCGUGAAAUGCCGGGUAUUCGCAACCACGUUAGCGGGCCCAGCCCAGAGAUGGUUCAGCCAACUCCCGCGCUGCUCGGUGCACAGUUUCGCGCAAUUCAGUGAAGUGUUCCUAAACCACUUCGCUAGCUCGAAAAAGCAAAAAAGAAGCACCCUCACCUUGUUCGCGGUACGACAGAAGGAGAACGAGCCCCUAAGGAGCUACGUACAAAGGUUCAAUACGGCGACUUUGGAGGUCCCUGCCACCAGCGAGGAAGUACUCAUCAACGCGUUAGCACAAGGACUGCGCAUGGGGGAAUUCUUCGACUCCCUCUCCAAGAAGGCCCCCGUCUCCUUUAACGACCUGCUCAGGAGGGCAGAGAAAUACAUAAACGCAGAGGAGGCCCGAAGGAGCAGGACCAUGGAUAGCACACCACCAGCAGAAAGGCGGAGAGAGAGACCCCGCGAGGAAAUAAGGAAGCAGGAGCCCACCCCUAGACGGGAGCCGGGCAUGGACAGGCGGGUGGGCCCUCGCUUCGAAAACUAUGCGCCUCUCUCCUCGGCCCCCUCGGAAAUACUGAUCGCCAUUGCCAACCACCCUAAGCUCAAGUGGCCCCGAACUUACGCAGAGGUCCCAAGAAAGCCCGCUAACUCCGGGCCCUAUUGUAGAUUCCAUAAUGAGCAUGGUCAUUCCACUGACGAAUGCCAGCACUUAAGAGAUGAAAUCGAGAGACUGAUCAGGGGCAAGAAUCUUUCGGAGUUCGUUGGCGGUAAUCCCAGUGGGAUAAGGCAGGCCAAGAAGGGAGAUAGCUCGAACCGGCCUCCGACCAACGCGAGCGGAACUACAGAGACGGUGAGGCCCCCUAAUAGUUACAUUCACACGAUCUUCGGGGGCCCCAUCGGUGGAGACUCGAACAGGUCCCGACGGGCGCACCUACGAGAGUUGCAGGAGCUAAGGGGAGAACUCGCCAUGAUGUACCGGGUAUCGAUAGCCCCGCCGAUCACGUUCGGAGUGCAAGACGAGACUGGAAUACAACAACCGCACAACGACGCGUUGGUCAUCACAGCCAUGGUAGCCAAUUAUGACGUGGCCAGAAUAUUGGUAGAUACGGGUACACUACUAGAAAAUCUAUUUCUAGUGACGCCGCAAAUCGUCACCAAAUGUGGGUUUUUGUGA